CCUACUUGUUCAUUUAUUACUUGAACAGCGCUCUUGACUGUUAUGGCGUUUGUGUCGCAAUACACAACGCAUAAUCGCGUCUUCACCGUUUAAAUCUUUGUUAAAUUCUAUUCAACUUAAUCAAAUUGGUACAAAAAUCAAGAAAGCAAUGGGGAGCCGUUUUGGCUAGGUUUCAAAGUCUCGACUGUGCAAAUAAAGCGUUUUAGGUUAUGUUUCCAUCUUUCAUAGGAAUUUUAGAUAUUCAAUCAUGGUGGGAAGUGCCCAGCAUCGCGUACUUUUGUUCCUUGUUCAGGACAGCAUUCAAUCUGCUAGAUUUUGAUAUAGAGGAACUUGAGGAGGCCCUGCUCACUGAUGGUACUGAGGAGUCAGCCAGCUCCCUUCUGACAGAGCUCAUAGUUCGCCUUCUAAAUGGCUGUUUGGGCAACAAUGAUAUCUCGGCGUUCAAUUAUCAGAUGUACCUGAGGCGACUCUUCAGGCAAAAAUGUCAGGAGACCGGAAGAUACAACCCCUUCAAUACUGACAUUGACUUUCAGUUCUUGCCACUCCGGACCAAAGUUGAGAUCCUCUAUGCUUUGUGCGACUUUCGCCUGGACGGGGAGGAUGUCUUUGACUUGUUCAAGAACCUUGAAGCUGAAAGCCUGAGGGUUGAGCCUCUGGGAUGGGAUGACAACGACUCCGCCUACUGGUACUUCUACGGCACGAGGUUAUACAGGGAGGACAUCAUAAAGAAACCGAAGGGCAAGAGCAAGAAAAAGAAAGGCAAAGACGGCAAAAAACGCGGGUGGUUCUACGGGGAUGACUGGCUGGAUGAUGAGGACUCGGAGCGGGUGUGGCAAGUGGUUUGCUUCACCGAGGAGGACUGGACCCACCUGACGGAGAAGUUCAGCAAGGCAUCCAGCAAGGUGGAGAAAGAGCUCUUCCGGUCCUUGUCACAGAACUUCUUGCCGGAAAUACCAAGGCUCUUCCUAGAGAAGGAACGCUUGCAACGAAAAAGGUUGCUGGAGCUGGCCCCGCGGCGUACGUCCAGCCGAGUGCUGCAGAAGAUCAAGGAGAAGGAGGAAGAUAGCAAGACGGGAGACGACUCCAAGAGCCAAGACGACAGCCAGGAAGCAAGGAAGGACCAGGCACGCGAGAACAGGGCUAAGAGACGCAACUUGAUCAGAUCAAAAUCCGAGUCGUCCGAUUCGUCAGACAGCUCUGCGAGCGAAAAAGAGAUGCCUCGCAAAGUGGUAAAGGUGGAAAAGGGGGCGAGCAGUAAGCGGUCAAAAAACUCCUCCGCUACCAACAAAGGCGAACCUCCCCCAGAACCACCCGCCAAGCCCGGCAGAAAGACUAACAACUCGCUAGCCAGUGCCACCGGGCAGAUCCUCAUACCUGACACUGAAGAACCCACUAACAGCACGAGGAAGAAACUCAAAACCUCGCAGAUUUUCAGCCAGACGGAAGAGGACAUCCAAACAGACAUGUACAAGGUUCUAGAACAGUUGUCGAACCACGAGGAUGCCUGGCCCUUCAUGGACCCCGUCGAAGAAGAGUAUGCUCCCAACUAUUAUGCGGUGAUACGGAGGCCCAUGGAUCUCCACAAGAUGGAGGAAAGACUGGACUCGGGGUUCUACACUGACUUCUCCAUGUUCAAAGCGGACUUCAAGCUGAUUGUUAACAACUGCCGGCUUUACAAUGGGCAGGAUAAUGAGUACACAAUAAUGGUGGACAACCUGCAAGCGGCGUUCGACCGUCUCACCGAGAAGUACAUUCACCGCGUGUCGUCGUCGGACGAGGAGAUCGCCGUCGAGUUCCAGCUGCCGACGCCUCCGAGGAAGCACAAGCUGAAGAAUACCGAUGCGGAGCCCAGCCAUAAGAGGAAGAAGCGGAAAUCACACUCGGAUGCCGACACCACGUCAGCGACGGAAGCGAAGUCAAGCUCGGAACUGGCACCAGAGGAGGAGCCCCUGCCCUCCGCUUCAACGGAGAAGGAAUCUCGACGCAAGUCCAAGGAAGGCAAGACGAAGAAGAAGCGUAAGGGCCACCACCGCCACGGGAAGCACUCACGUGAACAUAAAAAGGACAAAUCACCCCGGGGCAAGGGCUCCAAGCAUUCCCGAAGACACGGCAAGGAUAAGAAGUCCAAGAAGAAAAGGCGGCAUGAUGAAAAGCCGCCCGUAGAGAAAGAACCCGACCCGCCGUCCAUAGAGAGCUCCCCCCGUGGCCGCAGCGCCAGCCCCCUCCCCUCCAUACACACGCACUCGCCUACCCCCUCCCCCUCCCCCUCCCCGUCCCCCACACCCGUCCCCGACCUCGACCCAGACUUCUUCAAGGACAAAUACGACAAGAUAAAGGAACGCCGCCGCACCGCAGCUAAAGACGCCUUCGACACGCUCUGCGAUGCCAAGGCUAAAGACAAACACAAGAAUCUCCCGGCCGAGAAGGAAAAGAACCAGAAACUGCGAGAAACCAUCGAGAAGCUGAAGGCUAAGAAUGAGAAGUACAAGUCCACGUCGCCGUUCAAAGGCUUGUUUACUCCGGAAAAGGGGAAGGCGAAGAAGGAUGGAGAUACAAAGGAGAAAGAUAAGGAGAAGGAGAAAGAAAAGGAAAAAGAUAAGGAGAAAGAGCGUGAGAAAGAAAGCAAGGAGGAGCGAGAUGAUCCCGACUUUACAGACGACGAAGAAGAUGAGAAAAAGUCCAGCAAACCGUGCAAGAAGGUCAACAAGAAACAAGCCUCCGCUAAGAACGAGUCGGCCACUGAAGCGCUAGAACAAGCUGUGAAGGAUAUCAGCAAGUGGCUGGACGACCCCCCGCUGGGCGCCCCCCGCGCCGCGUCCCCCGCCUCGCCCCCGGCGACCCCCGACGACGACCCCACAGAUAACCGCUCCUUGCUCUCACGUAGGGAACUCAACAGGAAACGACCCUCGUCUAGGGAACCCAAACUGCUGAAGCGCAGCCAAAUACAACGCACCAUCGACCGCCUCCAGCCCGGGAAGAGCAAAGGCAAUCUGAUCACCAACAACAAGAAUGUCGAGAGGGAGAAAGUAGAGGAGGAUGUGCCAGUGGGAGUCGUGAAUAAAGUGAAGGAGACGGCCCGCGCUGAAGAGUCCAGUCCUAAGCUCAGUCUCGGCUCAGUGUUGCAAACCGUAGAGUUUACGCUCGGGAACGAUCACAAUUUCGCGGACAGCAAAGACGAAGAAAAGUCUGAGAGCAGCAACGCGUCGGUCUCGACCAAGAGCGAAGAGAAGAAGGAGGAAAAGGAACCUGUUGAGGUGAAACCAGCGGAAGAGGUCGCGCCGGCCGCUCCAGCUAAAGAGGACAAAAACGUGGAAACCGAGCCUAUUAUCGUCAAGCCGAGCCAAGAGAAAGCCACGCCCAACCUCAGCGCCUGGCUCAAGGCCUUCGGGACUCCCAAAAGCACUCCGCCGUCAGCCACGACCAAGAAGAAGCCCGAAGACGGCGAGGAAGACAAACAGGAACCAACGAAGGAGGAGAAUAAGAUCAGCAGUCCGAAGGCCAAGUACGACUCCCCGCCGGACGCGGAGGCGGGCGCGGAGGUGGCUCGCACUCGGCGCGCGUCCACCGGCAGCUCCGUCUCCGAGCGCUCCUCCUUCAGCCAGGACCUGGACUCCCCGCGGCACCACGUGGCCCUGUCCUCCCCCCUACUGCGCUCCCCAGCCUCCCCUCGCGACGACUUCCAGAAGAUCACCUACCCGAUCAUCAACGGAACCGUCAGAGCCGGGUUUUAUCAAGAUACGACGUCGAUCAAAAGCAGCCCCGACAAGAGUUGCAGCCCGCGCGACCCGCCGCAGUCGCCGUACUCGCCCUACUCCCCGCAUGUGUAUGCUAAUGCGUCGGCCACGCCCAACUACUUCGUGGAUCAUAACAAGAGUCCGCUGCCCACGUAUGGUCAGGCUCAGCCUCCACCAUACUACGAGGCGCGAGGGGCGGGCGUGAGGCCGCGCGUGCACGAGGACUACACGGCGCUCGGCCCGGACUCGCUCCCCGCGCCCCCCGCCCCCGCCCCGGCCCCCGUGUUCCCCGUCAAGAAGCGCACUUACAACGAGCUCGACCAAGCACCAGAAGAGAAGACCCCGGAGCCGAAGCUGACGCCGCCGCCUGAACCCAGCAAGGGCAAUUACCAGAAGAUGCAGAUGCACUCCGUGGACGAGAUCGCGGCCGCGCUGGCAGACAAGCCGGAGAACAAGGCGGGGCUCAGCAAGCCGCCCGAGUACAUGGACCGCCUCAAGGAGAGCAGAGAGCCGCCGCCAGCACCGCCUGUGUAUGACGAGCCCAAGAAGAUAGACAACACUGGCAUAAUGGACGCGAACAAGCCGAUCGGAUUGACCAAGAACGACAACGUGGACAUGGUGAACAUGGGCUACAUGAACCCGGAGCUGGAGCGGCGCGCCGAGGAGUACCGCAAGCCGCCCGCCCAGCCCGCGCCGCCCGCCCAGCCCGCGCACCCGCCCAAGGGCUACGAGAUCGACGCCAUCGCCAUGAACCUCGGCCUCAACAACCAGAACCUGCUCAAGUCGAUGCAGAAGGGCGCGAUCCCGCCCGCCCACACUCAGUCCGCUGAUUUGAACCUGGCGCAUUUACUGGCCCACGAGUACGACCAACACCAGCCGAACUACCAGCUCAACGACAUCGACGCCGUCAACAAGAAGAUGUACUCCGCGCCGUCCACGGCCCUAGACUACGGCAACUGGAAGCUUCCUGGCCAGCGCAAGGACGCCCCGUCCGACUACUCCGGCUACAGCGAGCCGCGCAAGCCCGACGCGCCGCUCAACUACAACAAGAGCGUGCCCUACCACGGCUACCCGGCCGAGCUGCGCAUCCCCAACCCGCGGCUCAAGCAGCCCGCGCCCGAGCCCGCCAAGAAGCAGGACAAGCUCAUCCAGAACCACCCGCUAGUAGGCUCCAUGCAGUACAAGCCGCCCUACACGCAGAUGCUGGACCGCUACGACGAGCGAUACUUGGGCUUCCCGCCCGCCUACGACAAGGGCUACCAGAUGGCGCAGAUGUUCGGUAAAGACGCGCCCGCGCAGUACGCGCCGCCCGCCGCGCCGCUGGGCAAGGAGUGCAAGCCCGCCGCCGCGCACUCGCACUCGGCGCACACCUCGCACGCACACUCGUCCCACACUCCGCACGCGGCACACACCUCGCACGCGUCACAUGCUGUGCACACCUCACACGCGUCACACACUCCGCAUGCUGCUCACAAGGCACAUGCGACCAGCAUGGCUCAUGCUACGAGCAUGGCUCAUGCCACGAGCAUGGCCCACGCGGCGCACACGGCCCACGCCGCCAGCAUGUCCCACGCUGCCGCCAGCAUGUCCCACGCCGCGGCCAGCAUGUCCCACGCUGCGCACUCAUCCCACGCCGCGCCCGUCGACUCUAAAGCCAAGCCGAAGCGCAAACGCACGUCGGAACCGAAGCCGACGCCCAUGAGCCUGCCGCAGGGCUACUCGGCCGCGCCCGCCGACCCGCUCGCCUCCGUCAAGACCAGCAUGGCCAGCAUGGUGGCCGGCUCCGCCUUCAACUUCGCCGCGUCGCCCAACAUGGCGCUGGGCGGCGCGCUGUACGGCGACAACAGCUUCUCCAUCGAGGACUUCCGCAACUCGACCAACCCGUUCAUCACGGCCAACUACAUGGCGGCGGCGGCGGUGGCGCAGCGCGAGGACAAGCUGGGCCGCUCGCUGCAGCGCGGGUACGGGUUCGUGGGCGAGGGGUCGCCGCUGUACCAGCAGUACCUGCAGCGGCACCAGGAGGAGCUGCUCAUGGGGCUGUACGCGCCCCCCUACCCCGCGCCCCUCGCCGCGCGCCAGCCCUACGACCGCCCCGCCUGGCUCUAGCACCUGCUGCGCCGCCACUAGCACCACCACUACUGCUAUCUAUGCGAUCAGUAGCACGGCAGGCGAAUACCCCUCACGGACAGUUUAACAGUGUUGACUACCUACAGUGACUAUUUUAUUGCGUUAGUUUCUAGUGACAUGACAAGUUUUAUAAAUGUAAUUUUAUUUUUUAUUAUUUGUGAUUUUAAUUUAAUCAUAACCUGUGAUCAGUGGAUGCGAGUAAUACUUAUUAAUUUGUUAAUUUAGUAUUGUAAUUUACUCAUUUUUACUUUCAUUAUUAUGCUGAGUUUAUUAGUGAGCGUAUACUGAUAAAUAAUCGAUUUAUCAUUAAGUGCUUAUUAUUUUAAUAUACAACAGUAAAGUCACAAUGACUAGUUAAUAAUCUAUUUUAUACAAUAUUGUUUUAUUUUAUAAUACGCCACUUGCUUUCUAAUUAUUAUUAUUUUACUGCUAUGUCAUGUUAAGUUAGAAAUAUACUUAAUUGAUGUUGUUAGUUAAAUAAAUGUUUAUGCGAAUCUGAAGUGGGCGAUCCAGUCCCAGUGGAAGUAAUGUAAUGUAUAUUUCUAUAUAAUUUGACGCCAGUAACUCGAUGUAGAUCAAUUGCUGUUAAGUUUUACUGGUCCCUGACUCUGAGGAUAGACGAAAAUAUACCUAGUUAUAUUUGGACGCGUAAGUGUAUUUAUUAUUAAUGUUUUUUUGUAAAUAAUUAUUAUCAAUGUUUUCAUGUAGUAAUUUAAUGUAACAAAUAAGCUUAAAGUAAAAUAUUUCUAUUUAAGUUAUGUUUGUAGUUGAUCUGUAGACCGUUUUAGUGUAUGUAUUGUAUAUUGAAAUCUUUAUACUCAAAAGAUAUACAAAUUAAUGUUAAAUAAGAAAGUACCGAUGGAGGUAGAUAAUACUUUAUUUCUUAUUAUUACAUACUUACAGAUUAUUUAUUGCCUUUCUUGCAAGGUUUGUUACUGAACUGUUAGAUAGGUUGACUGGUGGGGCCGACACAAUAGAAAAGUGUGACAAUAUUAUGUUGGUUUUACAUUUUUCGUGGUGUUAAGAAUACGGGGCACGUUCGCCUCGAACCAACUAAUAUGCAAAAGAGUUAUUAUAUCUCAUGUCCAUGUGUUAGGUGAGAGAUUUUAUAUAAUAGGUACAGUAAUUACGGAUAGACAAAUUGUAUUUGUAACUCGUCGUAUUCCACAAACAUAGUCCACACUAACUAGAGAUGCCCACUUUUAACCCUACGAGUCCUAAAACGACCUUUAUUCCCGGCCCUAUUGAUGUGAAAGCACCAUUGCAUUUUGAGUAUGUUCAUUCAUGUUGUUUUAGUGCAAUAAUGUAAAAUUUUACGUGUUUUCUUAGAUAGUUACCUACAGUUUCUAUAAAGUUUAGAUUUCACUGUAUGUUUAAAAAUAAUUUCACGAAAUCUGUCUUGAACUAAUGAAUAUAUUUCUUUGUAAUGGCAAAAAUGAAAAAAAAGUUUUGUAUUUUGAUACUAUAAAAGGAGCCAUUAUCUGCAUAUUUUAUUCCUUGGUUUACCUAAAAAGUACCGACAAAAAUAUUUUUUAUUGUUUUAAAUUUUACUGUCUGUCCUCUUCUAGCAGGCAAAAUAUCUUAAUUUUGACUAUAAUUUUCAAAUUAUUAAUGCAUUGUAAAUAUUUUAAUAAGUACCUAUGUAUAUUUUAAGAUAAAGUUUAAUUCAUGGAUGA
Plutella xylostella (diamondback moth) is the source of this 7537-nucleotide messenger RNA. RefSeq lists its product as uncharacterized. Gene Ontology annotation, biological process: chromatin remodeling. NCBI's taxonomy places the organism in Eukaryota, Metazoa, Arthropoda, Insecta, Lepidoptera, Plutellidae. Gene Ontology annotation, molecular function: protein binding. The record is from RefSeq and is a predicted model, not a curated record. Gene Ontology annotation, cellular component: CERF complex.